Acanthosepion pharaonis is the source of this 1506-nucleotide messenger RNA. Lineage: Eukaryota; Metazoa; Mollusca; Cephalopoda; Sepiida; Sepiidae. The record is from the annotation of a GenBank genome assembly.
AUGCUGCAACUCUCCUCCUCUUCUCUCUUCCAACCACAGUCUUCAACUCUUCCCCUCUUCGCUCUCUCUCUCUUCCAACCACACUCUGCAACUCUUCCCCUUCUCUCUCUCUCUCUUCUUCUUCUGCAACUCUUCUUCUUCUUCUUCUCUCUCUCUCUGAAAAUCUCUGAAAAUCUCCUUCUUUUCUCUCUGACUCUGAAAAUCUCCUUCUUUUUUCUCUCUCUCUCUCUCUCUCUUGCAACCACACUCUGCAAUUCUGCUCCUCUUCUCUCUCUCACUCUCUUCCAACCACACUCUGCAAAUCUUCCCCUCUUCUUAGUCUCUCUCACUCUCUCUCUCUCUCUCUCUCUCUCUCUCUUUCUUCCAACCACAUUCUGCAACUCUUCUUCUCUUUGUCUCUUGCAACCACACACUGCAACUCCCCCUCUUCUCUCUCUCUUGCAACGACACUCAGCAACUCUUCUCCUCCUCCUCUCUCUCUCUCUUCCAACCACACUCUGCAACUCUCCUCUUCUCUCUCUCUCUCUCUUCCAACAACACUCUGCAACUCUCCACUCUUCUCUCUCUCUCUCUCUUCAAACCACACUCUGUAAAUGUUCUCCUUUUCCACUCUCUCUUCCAACCACACUCUGCAACUCUUCCUCUCUUGUCUCUACCUCUCUUUCUCCCAACCACACUCGGCAACUCUCCUACUCCUUUAUUCUCUCUCUCUCUCUUUUGAAACCACACACUACAACUCUUCUUCUCUCCUCACUCUCUCUCUCUUCCAACAACACUCUGCAACUCUCCUCCUCUCUCUCUCUUUCUCAGCCACACUCUGCAACUCCUCUCCUCUCUCUCUUCCAACCACACUCUGCAACUCUCCUCUUCUCUCUCUCUCUCUCUCUCUCUCUCUCUCUCUCUCAACCACACUCUGCAACUCUCCUCUUCUCUCUCUCUCUCUCAACCACAUUCUGCAACUCUCUUCUCUCUCUCUCUCUCUCUCUCAACCACAUCUGCAACUCUCCUCUUCUCUCUCUCUCUCUCUCUCUCCUCUGCAACUCUCUCUCUCUCUCUCUCUCUCAACCACACUCUGCAACUCUCCUCUUCUCUCUCUCUCUCUCUCUCAACCACACUCUGCAACUCUCCUCUUCUCUCUCUCUCUCUCUCUCUCUCAACCACAUUCUGCAACUCCUCUCGUCUUCUCCGUAUAAUGUGCUGGUGUGUCUGUGUGGGCGUUUUCUCUCUCCUUUCCUUCCCCCUCCCCCACCUUCUUGUGAAAUAAACAUGCACAAAUCCAACCAAGGGACACGUAUGAUUCCCCCCCCCCACUACCACUUCUUCACCUUCCUCUUGGACUCUCUCUCUCUGUCCCAACCACACUUUGCUACUUUUCUCCUCUUCUCUCUCUCUUCCAACCACACUCUGCAACUCUUCUCUUCCUCUCUCUCUUCCAACCACAUUCUGCAACUCUUCUUUUUCUCUCUCCCUCUUUCUUCCACAUUAUUCAAACUUCAGUUUAUUUGA